AUGAAAUUCGUUCUCAUCCUUCUCGCGAUUGCUCUCAUCGUUUCCUGCUCCGUCGAUCGCGUGCGCUUCGAGAGACGGUGCGGAUCGCGUCUCUUCAACAUGCUGAAGAAGAUUUGCAAGUUCGACCUUCAACCAAUCGACGUUAAGGCGUCGGAAUUGUGCUGUCUGAAUCACUGCUCGUACGAGACCAUGCAAAAAGUGUUCUGCAAUAAGCAACCAAAUCGCGUCGUCAAUAUGUGA
Messenger RNA from Caenorhabditis bovis, 240 nucleotides. NCBI's taxonomy places the organism in Eukaryota, Metazoa, Nematoda, Chromadorea, Rhabditida, Rhabditidae. The record is from the annotation of a GenBank genome assembly.